Messenger RNA from Henningerozyma blattae CBS 6284, 1581 nucleotides. RefSeq names its product Msa1p (gene MSA1). The record is from RefSeq and is a predicted model, not a curated record. Bases 1 to 1581 code for a protein of 526 amino acids. The transcript has a single exon. Lineage: Eukaryota; Fungi; Ascomycota; Saccharomycetes; Saccharomycetales; Saccharomycetaceae.
AUGCCCGACUCCCACCGCCGCCGUGGCCGCCCACCUCUCACCAAGACCUACGCAGACCCCCUCCAGAGCCCCAUGGCCCACUCCUCCCAGCAAGUCCAACGCCUGGGCACUCUGGGCUUCACCAAGCCGCUCAUGCGUGUCCCUGCAGCCGCCCCGUCGCCUCUGCGCCACACCCGCCGUGCAGACACGCCCCGCACGCCUCACCGCUCGCUGACCAAGAAGGGCCGCUUCCGUGGCGUGCUUCUGGCCACGCCUCCACCACGCCCAGCCUACGCCUUUGUCCAGGGCCACUCCCUGCCAGAACACUCCCUGCCUGGCCACUCCCUUCCGGACCACUCUGCUCCGGGCACGGGCCUGGGCCACCCUACGCCGGACCACAGCGGCCCGGGCCACUCCACCCCAGCACGCCCCACGCCCCAGCGUUCUUCGCCCCACGCCAAUUGCAGUUCAAGCACACCCACGCCAGCCCUCCGUCUGGCUGUUGCCAACGGCCACGCCUCCAUCCGUGCCGCCGUGUGCGAGCCGCCCAGCGUACAGCCGCCCAGCCCGCCACCCACCGUGCGUCGCGACCAGGUCACUGCUCUGCUGCGCAAACUGCGCCACUCUGCGAAACCCAUCGAACCCGUGGAUGCUGCACAGUCGGGCCCUGGAGACUCCCCCACGCUUCCAGCCAUUGUGGAGUCUGCUGCGGUGUCCAAUUGUCCUUCCGGAGCACAGACGCCCGAGGCGGACGGCUGUGCAACCGCCUCUACAAACGCCUCCGCUUCCACCUCCGCUUCCACCUCCGCAAACGCCUCUGCAACUCCAGCCCCUCAAGUCUCCUCAGCAGCCGUCCCACUGGCAGCCCCUCAGCUAUUCCCCUCUCCCUUUUCUGCCGUGUUCAAAUUCUCAGGCACUGAUCCGCUAUUGCUGACAGACGACGCAGCAGGCCACUGGCAUGAUCUACUCCAGCACCAAUUGGCCCUGGCCUCUCCCCGUUCUGCCGCCCAUCAUGCCUCCUCAACAGCCCCUCACGCCUCGUCGUCGUCCUCCACCUCUGCCACCACCUCGAAUGGCACUGCCACAAAUUCAUCCCAACAAUCUCACCACAUCUCUUCUUUGGCAUUAUCCACUCCUCCUUCUUGGAUUUCGUUGGCUUCCCCUACAAAACUCUUUUCUCCUCUGCGUAAAAACUCAAUCGUCAAGACUCCCAAGCAACACCAACAUUCGCCGAUAUAUCGUAAAUUAAGCACGUCGGGCCUAUUCAACCCAAUCUCUUUAUCGCCGAAACAAGAUGCAAACGCCAAUGCAAUAACUCUCACAAACACAAUAGCAAUCUUGCCCCCUUGUACAAACAACAACACGACACCUAAACUAGAAGAACCUACCACUCCGAAAUCCAGUUUGAAAUUACCUGCUCUCUUGGAAUGCACUCCUUUGAUCCAACAAACAAUGAAUGGUUCGUUACCUUCUACGAAAUUCAUCCCGUCCUCAUUGAACUUGGAAUCCUUUUCUCCUUUGAAAGAAAGUCUUAAUUCGGUCGUUCCAGAACAAGACGAUGCAAGAUUGGCUUUGAAACGAUUGGUCGAUCGUAAUGCAUAA